Messenger RNA from Lachancea nothofagi CBS 11611, 267 nucleotides. NCBI's taxonomy places the organism in Eukaryota, Fungi, Ascomycota, Saccharomycetes, Saccharomycetales, Saccharomycetaceae. The record is from the annotation of a GenBank genome assembly.
AUGUCUUAUGAAGAGGUCUACAAAUUGUACCAUACAUCCCCAGAGUUCCAAGGGUUCAUAGCGCUGGAAUCGCAACCCGUUUACGCCACGGUGACUUUGUUUGUUGCUUUGGCCUUCAUGCUUUUGGCACUAAUGUCGACCUCAAAAGUAAGGGGAUCAGCCUUGGCUGUUCAAUUUGUAUCGUACACUGGAUUAAGCUUUUUAGGAAGCAUUUUCUUCGGGCUGGCCACGGUAUUUUUAACCAAUUCUUUCGGCGUCUACGCCUGA